Molecule: messenger RNA, 2190 nt
Organism: Zingiber officinale
Lineage: Eukaryota; Viridiplantae; Streptophyta; Magnoliopsida; Zingiberales; Zingiberaceae
Product: glycine--tRNA ligase, chloroplastic/mitochondrial 2-like
Exons: 22
Coding region: 16-1965 (649 amino acids)
Biological process (GO): glycyl-tRNA aminoacylation
Cellular component (GO): cytoplasm; chloroplast stroma; mitochondrion
Molecular function (GO): glycine-tRNA ligase activity; ATP binding
Source: RefSeq, a predicted model, not a curated record
CAAUUAUUACCUACAAUGCUGCAAUCAGUAUACAACUAUUACGCCAUGUGGAUCAAUUCACAGGUCUUUACUGAGAGUCUGAGUCAUAUGCAAGCAGAGAAUGAGAUUGAGGUUCGAGGCCCUCCAGCAGCAAGGGCAUUUGAUUCCGAAGGAACUCCUACUCAGGCCGCUAAGGGAUUCUGCCGCAAGAAUGGCAUAACCCUGGAUGAUCUAUACAAGAAAUUUGAAGGAAAGACUGAGUAUGUAUAUGCUAGGAUCAAGGAAUCAAAACAAUCCACUUUUGAGGUUCUAGUAGAUGGUCUACCAAGUAUUUUGGCUUUGAUUUCUUUUCCAAAAUCGAUGAGAUGGAAUUCCCAGGUCUUGUUUAGUAGGCCAAUUCGCUGGAUUUUAGCACUACAUGGUGAAACAGUUUUGCCUUUUUCUUUUGGAGGAGUUUCAAGUGGGAGGCAAACAUGUGGGCUUCGGAGUUCGCACUCAGCCAUACUUGAGAUAGAAAGUGCAGAGGCAUACCUGCAUAAGAUGAGGGAAGCUGGCAUCUUGGUUAAUAUGAAGGAACGGAAAGAAAAAAUUAUAUGUGAUGCUGACUCAUUAGCUUCAAGUGUUAACAGCAAUGCAAUAAUGCAAGACAGUUUAGUUGAGGAGGUUGUAAACCUUGUGGAGGCUCCUCUCGCUAUACUUGGUAGAUUUGAUGAAUAUUUCUUGGAGAUUCCAAAGGACAUAUUGAUUAUGGUCAUGCAAAAGCACCAGAAGUAUUUCCCCUUGAUCUGCCAACAUACAGGAACUUUAAUGCCAUACUUCAUUGCUGUUGCAAAUGGACUAAUUGAUGAACAAGUAGUUCGGAAAGGAAAUGAAGCUGUACUAAGAGCCCGCUAUGAGGAUGCAAGUUUUUUCUAUAAAAUGGACACCCAAAAGAAAUUUUCUGAAUUUCGAGGCCUUCUAAGUGGAAUUCUUUUUCAUGAACAACUUGGAACAAUGUUGGACAAGGUGGUUCGCAUUCAAAAGAUUGUUGGAAAGUUGUCACAUUCUCUGGGAAACGAGAAAAGUGUGCAUACGAUUGUUGAAGAUGCAGCAGCCCUUGCCAUGUCUGAUCUUGCAACUUCUAUUGUCACUGAAUUCACCUCUCUAUCAGGAAUAAUGGCCCGCCAUUAUGCUCUAAGGGAUGGGUAUCCCGAGCAGAUUGCUGAGGCUCUUUUUGAAAUUACACUUCCAAGAUUUUCUGGGGAUAUACUUCCAAAAUCUGAUGCUGGAAUUGUUCUGGCCAUUGCUGAUAGACUGGACAGUCUUGUUGGCUUAUUUGGUUCUGGAUGUCAGCCAAGUUCAACAAAUGACCCCUUUGGUUUGAGAAGAGUGUCUUAUGGACUGGUGCAGAUACUAGUGGAGAAUAACAAGGAUUUGUCCUUGAAAGAGGCUUUGACAUUAGUGGCUGAUGUCCAACCCAUAGAAAUUAGUGCUAGUGUUAUUGAUGAUGUAACAAAAUUUGUUACUAGAAGGUUGGAACAACUAUUGGUAGAUAAGGGCAUAAGUCCUGAAAUUGUGCGUGCUGUGCUCUCAGAGCGUGCUAAUUGGCCUUGUCUAGCUGCCAGGUCAGCUAUUGAAAUGGAGACAUUAUCGAGAAGUGAGAUGUUUUCUAAAGUGAUUCAAGCAUACUCGCGACCCACGAGAAUUAUUCGUGGAAAGAAAAUUGGUUCUAAUAUUGAGGUAACUGAAGCUGCAUUUGAAAAGAGCGAAGAAGAAGCUUUAUGGAAUGCUUACAUGAAAGUAGCAUCUAAAAUUCACCAUGGUGUUAGUAUGGAUAGUUUCUUUGAAGCAUCAUUGGUGUUGCUGCGUCCACUUGAAGAUUUUUUUAACAAUGUCUUCGUGAUGGCGGAGGAUGAGAAAAUAAAGAAUAACAGAUUAGCAAUUCUCAAAAGAAUUGCAGAACUACCAAACGGAAUUGCAGAUCUCUCGGUUUUGCCUGGGUUUUAAAUGGCACCAUAUUUGACCAUCGCAUAACAUGAGAUUCCUAGCUCAGAAGAAGCGUUUAUUAUUUAUCUCGGCGUGUUCUUGGUAACUGCCCUCAAAUUUUGUCAUGCAUAGGUCUCAGCAAUUAGUUACCAUCUAAUUUUCAUUGUAAUGAACAUUUUAUUAAGUAAUGUAUAAACUAAUAAAUGUUACUUGUUUUGCUUUAUUUUUUUUCCCACUUCUCAUCAA